Molecule: messenger RNA, 1044 nt
Organism: Emiliania huxleyi CCMP1516
Lineage: Eukaryota; Haptophyta; Isochrysidales; Noelaerhabdaceae
Exons: 5
Coding region: 1-1044 (347 amino acids)
Biological process (GO): recombinational repair
Molecular function (GO): hydrolase activity; 3'-5' DNA helicase activity; ATP binding
Source: RefSeq, a predicted model, not a curated record
AUGCGCGGCAAGGGGCGCGGCGAGAUCUGUAGGAAGGACCGCGCAGGAGAGGACGGAUGCACUUUCGCCAGCCACCCGCUGCCGGGAGACUACACUUUCGCCAGUACGGCACUGGCCGCCGCCGGCAACGGCGACAUGGAGAGCUUGGACGAGGUCGAGUCGGCGCUGCACAGCCACGACGAGGUAGCGUGCGAGAUCUCUGACCGGUGGCUGCAGGUGGCUGCGGAGGAGGGUCGCGGCGUCGAGUACGCUCUGAGCGACCUUGCCGAGUGCAUCAGGCUGCUCAUCGGCCGCGUGCGGGAGGACAGCAGCCACGCCGACAAGGCGGCGAGGCUCAAGGCGUUGCGCGAGGCGGUGCACCUCAACUUUGGGGCCGCAGGCGGCGAGUACGUGCGGCCUCCGGUGGAGCUCGCGACUGUGCACAAGGCAAAGGGCCUUGGCUGGCCCGUCGUCUACUUGCUCGAGCCGUCCGAGAUCCCGUUUGAAUUUGUGCUCAAGCAGGGCGGCUGGCAGGCGCGGCAGGAGCUCAACGUGCAAUACGUGGCGUACACGCGCGCCGAGCAGACCCUGAUUUUCCUGCGCGAUGCCACGCCGCAGCCCAAGCCGGAGGGCUUCUCUCUUCGCGACGCCCUCGCCACCACGCUAUGGCCGGAGGGACAGGGCGGGGCGGGCGGGCAGGGUGCGGCUGCUGCGGGCGCUGCCAGCCAUGCCCAUCCUCGCGACCGGUACGAGUGGAGCGCCGAAGGCGCGUUUCAUGAGUACCGCAGCUCCCACCAGCAGCGCGCGGCGAAUGACGCCGCAGAGGAGCAUGCCGAGGAGGCGCUGGCCUCGGCCCGCGAUGUGCUGGGGCUACCCCCGCCGCCCACCGCUCUGAGCGAGGCGCAGGUGGACCGAGCGUACAAGGACCAGGCCAGGAAGCUGCAUCCGGAUCGCUGCGACGCGGCGGACGCGACCAAGCGGAUGCAGGAGGUGGUCGCGGCGCGGGAUGUUCUGAAGGAUUAUCUCCAGCGGGACCGGGAGUUCGCGCCCGACGAGGUGGUGUAA